AUGAUUUUUACAAAUAAUAGGAAGAUAUUUAAUUAUAGGUUGAAACAGAAAAAUAAAUUUUAGAAGAUUCUUAUGAAAAAGAAAUCAAAACCAAAAUUCAUAAAAAUAAAGAGAAAGUUUACAAACAAUGUAAUUAAAAAUCUGCAAAAACAGAAAAUAGUAAUCAAGAAGAUAUAAUUGAAAUUUAAAUUAAUAAAAAGUAAUAAACUCCUAAAAUAAGUGAAGAUUUACAAAAUUCAAUUUAAUUAUAAAGUGAUAUUUCUUAAUAUUUAUCAGAAAAAGCACGAAUUUAAUAUAUCAAUUUAGGUGAGUUUAACUAUUAAAAAAACAAAAAAUAAGAAGAGAAUUUAAAUUAACAAAUAAAAAAAUAAAAACGAUGAUGGAUCUAUUUAUAUAGGCAAUUUUAAAAAUGGAAUAAAAUACGGAAGAGGUAAAUAAAUUUAUAAAGAUGGAAGCUUAUUAGAAGGAUUUUGGGAAAACGAUAAAAUAAGCGGACAAGGAAGAUUAAUACAUGCUGACGGUGAUGUAUAUGAAGGCUAAUGGCAAAAUAAUAUGGCUUAAGGAAAAGGUAAAUAUACGAGAAUCGAAGGUUUUUCUUAUGAAGGCGAAUGGUAGAAUGAUUAAUAAAAUGGAUUUGGGAUUGAAAAGUAUAUUAAUAAUUAUUAACACGAAGGAAAUUAUGAAAUGGGUAAAAAAAAUGGAUUUGGGCAUUCCAUAUGGUAUGAUGGGAAUUAGUAUAUAGGAAAUUUUGAAUAUAAUUUUUUUUCUGGAAAGGGAAUUUAUAUAUGGUAAAAUGGAGAUAAAUACGAAGGUUAGUGGUAAAAUAAUAAAAUGGAAGGAUAAGGCGUUUUUUAAUAUGCAGAUGGUAAAAAAUAUAUAGGAGAGUUUAAGGAAGAUUUAAAAGAUGGUGUUGGUUAAAUAAUUUGGCCAAGUGGAGCUUCUUACUAAGGAGAAUGGAAAUAAGGAAAAUAACAUGGAAAUGGGAUAUAUAAUGGAUAAGAUAAUUAAAAAAUCUAAGGAAAAUGGGAAAAUGGGCAAUUAAUAAAUAUAAUUAAUAUAAUAAGUUAUUAAAAAAAUGAUGAAUAAUUAAAAGGUUCAACAAUAAAAUGA
This is a messenger RNA of Ichthyophthirius multifiliis, 1110 nucleotides long. RefSeq names its product MORN repeat protein. Gene Ontology annotation, cellular component: cytosol. Lineage: Eukaryota; Ciliophora; Oligohymenophorea; Hymenostomatida. The transcript is spliced from 3 exons. The record is from RefSeq and is a predicted model, not a curated record.